AGUCUACUUCUGAUCAAUGCUAAAUGCUCAACCCGUAAAUAUUAUUAUUAGGAUAUGAUAAUUCAUUUUUAAAUAGUUUGUUUACGAAAGUGAACUCACAUACAGUCCUAGUAUUCUAGGUAUCGAAUUGUAUAACAUGAACAUAUAUGAAAUAAUUGAUUACAGUCCUGAUGUAUGAUCAUCUCAACCCUACUUUUUUUACCAUUAUCAUAUUAUUACUUUUUAGUAAUUGUUAAAUGUCUGUUAAGUUCUUUUUAGUAUGUAACAGAAAGUAUUCACGAGUAGAACCUAAUAGUGUUUCAGAAAGAACUCUUAUUAAAAUACAACAUAUUCAUGAGUAGAAGCUAAUAGUAUUUUAGUAAAAAUAGUUGACGAAAACAAGGAAAAUAUCUUCAGAAAGAACUCUUAUUAAAAUACGUAAGUUUAUUUAUAAUAUCAGAAGGAAUUCUUAUCAAAAUACUAUAUAACAGAACAUAUUCAUGAGUAGAAGCUAAUAGUAUUUUAGUAAAAAUUGUUGACGAAAAUAAGGAAAAUAUCUUCAGAAAGAACUCUUAUUAAAAUACUUAAAAUGAUGAGAAGAACGAUUUCUAAGAAAACUCGAAUGGGUGUAACUGGAGAUGGGUUAAUUGAAUGUUUCUUUUGUACCAAUUUAUUUCCAUAAUUUAGCUUAUGAUAGUCAUUUCAUAAUUAAAGAACUGGGUCGUAAUGAUAAAGAUAUUUAUAUAAUACCAAAUUCUUGUGAAAAAUAUAUAUCAUUUAGUAAAACAGUUGCACCUAAGUUUAGUAUUAAAUUUAUAGAUACUUAUCGUUUUAUGUCAGAAUCUUUAUGUGAUUUAGCAAAAAAUUUAUCUGAAGAUAAAACAAGAUUUAAACAAACUAUGAAAAUAUUUUCUAAAUCAUCUUUAGAUUUAGUUACUCGGAAAGGUGUUUUUUCCUUACGAAUAUAUUUCUGAUUUAAGUAAAUUAAAUGAUACUUGUCUACCCUCGAGACAAGAAUUUUAUAAUUCGUUAAAAGACGAAAAUGUUAGUGAUGAAGAUUAUUUACAUGCGCAGAAGGUUUGGAAGGUAUUUAAUAUAAACAAUUUAUUAGAGUACAGUAAUUUAUAUUUAAUGUGUGAUGUUUGUAUUCUUGUAGAUGUGUUCGACAAUUUUAGAGAUCUUUGUUUACAAACCUUUAAAUUAGAUGCUUCUCAUUUUAUAACUGCACCAGGAUUCGCAUUCGAAUGCAUGUUGAAACAUACAGAGGUUAAAUUAGAACGUCUUAAAUGUUAUAAUAUGCAACUUAUGUUAGAAGAAGGGAUACGAGGAGGUAUUUGUCAGUCGGUUAAAAGAUAUGUAAAGGCUAAUAUACCAAAUAUUGAAAAUGUUGAUUUUAAUGAAAAUAAACCGAAUACGUGGAUAGCUUAUUUAGACUGUGUAAAUCUUUAUGGAAAGUCUAUGCUUUCUGCACUACCCUAUCAGAAUUUUGAAUGGUUUGAAAAUUUAACAUUAGAUGUAACAAAAAUUGACGAUAAUUCUGAGUAUGGAUAUAUUCUAGAGGUAGAUACUGAUUAUUCUAAAUCCUUACAUAAAAUACAUAACGAAUUCCCAUUUUUACCUCAUAAUACUUAUCCACCAAAUUCUAAAGUGAAAAAACUUCUCACAACAUUAACUCCGAAGAAAAAUUAUGUGGUUCAUUAUAGAAAUUUGAAACAAGCUAUUGCUAAUGGUAUAAAUGUAACAAAAGUUCAUAGAAUAAUCCGCUUUAAGCAGUCUAAAUGGAUGGCAUCAUAUGUUGAACUUUGUACUAAUAUGAGAGCUAAAUCUGAAAAUGAAUUUGAAAGACAGUUUUGGAAACUAUUAGUUAAUAGCGUUUUUGGAAAAUGUAUGGAAAAUGUAAGGAAACGAAUGUCAAUUAAAUUAGUUAGUAGUAAAGAGAAAGCACAUAAAUUAAUGAGGAAACCUUUUUUUAAAGACAGAACGAUAUAUUCAAAAGAUUUAAUGGCAGUUUACAUGCAUAAAGAAACAUUUAAAUUCGAUAAACCGAUUUAUGUAGGGUUUGCUAUAUUAGAUAUUUCUAAAACAAUUAUUUAUAAUUUUCAUUAUAACGUAAUGAAAAAAAAAUAUGAAAAUAAAUUAAAUAUUAUUUAUACAGAUACUGAUUCUCUUGGAUAUGCCGCAUAG
Molecule: messenger RNA, 2163 nt
Organism: Sipha flava (yellow sugarcane aphid)
Lineage: Eukaryota; Metazoa; Arthropoda; Insecta; Hemiptera; Aphididae
Exons: 5
Coding region: 1111-2163 (350 amino acids)
Source: RefSeq, a predicted model, not a curated record